AUGGUUGUUGUGGUGGAGUGUGGUGGCGGGAGAGUGAAGCUGAAUGUGGAUGGGUUUACUGUUGUUUAUGUAGAAAUUAUGCCUCCCGUUCCUAAAUACAAACACCUAUCCGGCCAUCAAAAACGUAAGAGGAAGAAGCUAGAGGAAGAGAAAAGAAAUGCGGAUGAAGUAAAACAAAACCGAAUACACAAGUUUUUUUCAAAAGAAACUCAAAGUUCUAGUUCUAACUUGGGUGAUGAUAAUGUGGGUGAUGAUAAUGUAGGUGAAGACAAUGUUAAUGCUACCGUAGAUGAAGAAGCUAAUGUGGGCAAAGACAAUAUGAACGUAGAUGUAGACAACAUGAACGCAGGUGAAGAUAAUGUUAAUCCCGUUCCGGAUAUUGAUAUUUUUGAUCCUAGAAAUUGGGGUGGGCUUAGUAAUGACAUGAUUAAAGAGUUGGUUAUGAAAGGUCCAAAAAGAGAUAGGGAUGUUGUUAAGGGCCCCGUGGAUAAAUUUGGAACACAUUUUUCUAAUACCAUGUACACCAGAAUUCUAUCAAAUAGGGAGACGUGCGAUAGAGAAUGGCUAGUGUAUUCAAAAAAACUUGACAAACUCUAUUGUUUUUGUUGUAAAGUUUUUAGAACGGGGCAUCCGAAAGGUGGGUUGGAUGAUGAAGGUUAUAAUGAUUGGAUACAUGCCAGUGGUAGACUUAAACAACAUGAAGUUGGUUUAGAACAUUUCAAGAAUAUGAAUGAAUGGUUUGAAUUGCACCAACGGUUGAAAUGCAAUGAAACAAUUGACAAAUCGGCAUAUGAGCAAUUUAGAAAAGAAAAAGAUUAUUGGAAACAAGUCAUCUUAAGGAUUGUUGCACUUGUGAAGUUUCUUGCAAAAUAUGGCUUAGCGUUUCGUGGGUCAAAUGAGAAGUUGUAUAAAAAAGGCAAUGGAAACUUUUUGGGUUUGGUUGAGAUGUUGGAAGAGUUUGACCUGAUUAUGAAAGAACAUGUGCGCCGAGUUUUGAAUGAUGAGUGUCAUGUACACUUUCUUAGCCACAAUAUUCAAAACGAGUUGAUACAAUUAUUAGGGGAUAAAGUUAGAACCGAAAUCAUCAAGAAGGUUAAGCAAGCAAAGUAUUACUCCAUCAUCCUCAAUUGCACGCCUGAUACAAGUCACCAAGAGCAAAUGUCCAUAAUUGUGAGGUAUGUGAAUUUUAACUCUAGUUCCGUGACCAUUGAGGAAUCCUUUUUAGGUUUUUUGGUUGUUGAUGAUACCACGGGUUUAGGACUUUUUGAAGUAACAUGUAAGGAAUUAGAGUCGCUAGAUCUUGAUAUUGGUGAUAUGCGUGGUCAAGACUACGAUAAUGGGGCAAACAUGAGAGGAAAAAACAAAGGAGUUCAAACUAGAUUUUUAGAAAAAAAUCCUAGAGAUUUCUAUAGUACUUGUGGUUGUCAUAGUCUAAAUCUAGCAUUGUCUGACAUGGCUAACACAAUUACUAAGUCUAAGGAACUUUUUGGAACAAUACAACGGUUAUAUACUAUCUUUGCCCAUUCUAUUAAUAGGUGGAAAUUUUUGAAAGACAAUGUUAAAGGAUUAACUCUUAAAUCAUUGUCUACGACUCGUUGGGAAAGUCGUAUAGAUAGUAUUAAGCCUAUAAGAACUAAACUUGGAGAUGUAAGAAAGGCUUUGCGAGAAGUUAGGGGGACGGAUAGAGAUGCUAAAAUCAUAAGUGAAGCUAAAUCAUUAGAAGAGUAUGAACUUGGUGAUUUUGAAUUUUUGGCACAAAUUGUCAUUUGGUUUGAAUUAUUAUCAAAGGUGAAUGUGGCGAGCAAACGGUUGCAAGCAAAAGAUGUUGUCCUUGAUGUUGUUAUUGAUGAAGUAGACAAAUUAAUUAAAUUCUUUAAGAAUUAUAGAGAAGUGGGGUUCUCUAAGGCACUUGAUGAAUCUAGAGAAAUUGCAAAUGAAAUAGGUGUAAAUGCGGAAUUUCGUCAAAAACGUGUGAUAUAUAGGAAAAAACAAUUUGAUGAAUCGUCAAGUGUAGAAGAAGUAACAUUUUCACCCGAGGAGGAUUUUAGAUUGAAGACUCUUGAUGAAGCCAAGCUUAAGGAGUGUUGUUAUCGCCUUGAAGAUGCAUUGAAGUAUGAAGGAGAAUCGGAUAUUGAUGCUAAAGAAUUGUAUACGGAGUUGAAGUUGAUUACUACAUUUUUACCGAGACACAUUGACAACCCUUUUGACGUUUUAGACUAUAUCUUCCAACGCAGUACUACUUAUCCUUAUGGUAUAAAUGCGUAUAAAGUGUUGUUGACAAUUCCGGUAACCGUUGCAUCAGCGGAAAGAAGUUUCUCAAAGUUGAAGUUGUUGAAGACCUAUUUACGUUCUACAAUGUCACAAGAAAGGCUAAACGGGUUGGCAACAAUAUCUAUUGAAAGUGAAAUAUUAGAUACUAUGGAUUACAAGGAGUUGAUCGAGAGCUUUGCUUCAAAAAAUGCUAGGAGAACCACACUGUUUGCUUAG
This is a messenger RNA of Helianthus annuus (common sunflower), 2487 nucleotides long. Its product is annotated as zinc finger MYM-type protein 1-like. Bases 1 to 2487 code for a protein of 828 amino acids. Gene Ontology annotation, molecular function: protein dimerization activity. The record is from RefSeq and is a predicted model, not a curated record. Lineage: Eukaryota; Viridiplantae; Streptophyta; Magnoliopsida; Asterales; Asteraceae. The transcript is spliced from 3 exons.